AUGGCAGACCAUGCACAAUGUCAGCAAAGGAGGAUAGGAUCCAGUAAUAAUAAUGUUAUAAUAUCCACAUCUGGCACAUCAAAUACGCGACAAAAUACAGGGGCAGAUUUUGAGUGCCCGGAGGAGUUUGGCUAUUAUCCUCAUAAGACUGAUUGCACCAAGUAUUACGUAUGUGUAUUUGGCGGCGCUCUGCUCGAGUCUUGCACAGGUGGACUGCAAUACAGUCACGAGUUGCAAACAUGCGAUUGGCCUAGGAAUGUGGGUUGCGAAAGUGCGAAUGCUGAGGUCAUAGAUACCACAACGCAGAGGCAAUCCAGUCAACAACAAAACAAUAACAUACAACAAUUGUCUCGGGUAAGAUUUGGAACUCAGCAAAAUUAUAAUAACAAUCAGCAAUCUCAAAUAAUAGUAAACAACAAUCAACAAAAUCAACAAUUUAUUGCUGACCAACAAGAUGUGAGCAGACCAAAUCCUCUGUUAGUCAAUAAUGGCGAUUAUGUAUCAAAUAGUGGUGUAAACCUAAGACUGUCACCAAAACCAGUAGUAACAUCACGAGGUGAACCCAGAAGGUUGGCAAUCCAGGAGAGCUUAGCAAAGCUCUACUCUGACGCAGAAUCUGAUGAUCUGACAAAUAAUAGAAAUCGUCACAACAACCAUGAUGAUGACUCUGGUGACGAUGAUGAUGAUGAGCUCGAUGACGUUAUCCAGAGGGUGUACCGUGGGCAACCGUCAACAGUCGGUCAAGUACAACGCGACAGAGACGGCCUUGUUUUGCAUACCAACGCAUUGCCUACCCAAGGUAAAAUUGGAUCGUUCUCCUUUGGUACUCAGGUUCAGCAACCAAUUCAGCAAUAUAGAGUUGAACAAAACCAAUACAACACGGCUCAAGAUUCUUCCAAAAGGACCCAAAAUAAUCAGAGAACGGUCACCUACAACAAUAAUAGAAAUAAUUCGACUAAUUCAAGAAAUUAUGCGACGCCAUUUGACCCAUAUUAUUCUCUGUCAGUCUACGAUGAAGAUGUAGAAAUAUAUAAAGAUCAAGAUUAUUCUCCAAGACCAGCGGUUGUGCAACAAACAUACAGAACACCAGCACCAAGCCAAAGCCUAAACAUUCAAUCUCAUCAUUCUUCAACAACAUUGAAAAGUGUUAGCUACGACAACAGUGCCAAUUCAAACUACAAUAUAAAUACAAACAACCAAAAACCAAGUUAUGAUAAUAGACAAGUUUACAAAAAUGAUUACGACGAGAUUGAUGACCAAAGUUACAGACAACCAAUUAAAACUCAAACCAGCGAAAAUGCACCGGUAAAAAGUGCAGUAGAGGAAAAAGAAGUAGAAAUUCCUGAAGAUGAUUUAAUAGAUCAAGAGGAAAGUAUUGAAGAUGAUAUUAAAGUUCAGGAUAAAAAUAUUGAAAUUCAAGAUAAAAAUGAAGCAGCACAACAAUCCACAGCUAAAACACGCACUAGAACAAGAGGUAGAGGCAAUGCUCAUUACACUACAGGAGAUUUAAUCGAAACUUCAAUCACUCCAAACAACAAUAAUAUAAACAGAGGCACACCACCAAAUCGUGGAUCUAGGCCGACGUUGAAACCAUCUACUUCAAUCAUUGCGCAAGCUCAACAAUUUGUGGAUAUUUACCGUUAUCCACCAUCAAGACCACCAGCGAUAUACCCAGUUCCCACACCAGACAAACCAGCCGCAAAAUGCCGAGCGGAUGUUUGCUUAAUUCCCGACUGCAGUUGCGGUGGAAAAGAUAUACCAGGCAAUAUAUCAGCAAAAGAGACACCACAAAUUGUCUUAUUGACAUUUGAUGAUGCUAUCAACGAUCUCAACUCAGCCAUUUAUGAGGACCUCUUCGAAAAGGGUCGUAAGAACCCAAAUGGCUGUCCAAUUACAGCAACAUUUUAUGUUUCACAUGAAUGGACAGAUUAUUCUCAAGUGCAAAAUCUUUAUGCUGAUGGCCAUGAGAUGGCUUCGCACACUAUAUCUCAUAGUUUUGGAGAACAAUUUUCGCAACGAAAGUGGGCGAGAGAAGUUGCCGGACAACGAGAAAUUUUGGCGGCUUAUGGUGGAGUGAGAUUGGAGGAUGUACGAGGAAUGCGCGCACCAUUCUUAUCGGUUGGAGGGAAUAAAAUGUAUAAGAUGUUAUACGAUCAAAACUUUACCUAUGAUUCAAGUAUGCCGGUUUACGAAAACAGACCCCCAAGUUGGCCGUAUACAUUGGAUUAUAAAAUAUUCCAUGAUUGUAUGAUACCACCAUGUCCCACCAGAAGUUACCCAGGAGUUUGGGAAGUACCAAUGGUGAUGUGGCAAGACUUAAAUGGUGGAAGAUGUUCCAUGGGUGAUGCAUGCAGUAACCCACCCACAAGUGAAGGAGUCGUCAAAGUACUCAGGAAAAAUUUUGAAAGACAUUACACCACAAAUAGGGCACCAUUCGGUUUAUUCUAUCACGCGGCGUGGUUCACUCAACCUCAUCACAAAGAAGGAUUUAUCCAGUUCCUGGACGAACUGAUACAGAUGCCGGACGUUUACCUGGUGACAAAUUGGCAGGCACUACAAUGGAUAAGAGACCCGACUCCACUAUCCAGAAUGCACGACUUUGAACCUUUCAAAUGUGACUAUAGCAAUCGUCCAAAACGGUGUAACAACCCAAAGGUUUGCAACCUCUGGCAUAAAUCUGGAGUGAGAUAUAUGCGAACGUGCCAACCUUGCCCCGAUAUCUACCCAUGGACUGGCAAAACAGGCAUUCGAUCAUCAAGAAUAGACAACGAUAUCGAAGAUUAACUACAGAAAACCUGAAACGAAAUUAACUAAUUCCAAUUAACAUUUGAAGGUUGCACAAAUUUCGUGUAAAGAAAAUACAUUCCAAAA
Molecule: messenger RNA, 2871 nt
Organism: Ctenocephalides felis (cat flea)
Lineage: Eukaryota; Metazoa; Arthropoda; Insecta; Siphonaptera; Pulicidae
Gene: Cda5
Exons: 20
Coding region: 1-2784 (927 amino acids)
Biological process (GO): carbohydrate metabolic process
Cellular component (GO): extracellular region
Molecular function (GO): chitin binding; hydrolase activity, acting on carbon-nitrogen (but not peptide) bonds
Source: RefSeq, a predicted model, not a curated record